Phyllostomus hastatus (greater spear-nosed bat) is the source of this 4901-nucleotide messenger RNA. It is a transcript of the gene PPP2R5C, whose product is annotated as protein phosphatase 2 regulatory subunit B'gamma. The transcript is spliced from 14 exons. Gene Ontology annotation, molecular function: protein phosphatase activator activity. Lineage: Eukaryota; Metazoa; Chordata; Mammalia; Chiroptera; Phyllostomidae. The record is from RefSeq and is a predicted model, not a curated record. Gene Ontology annotation, cellular component: protein phosphatase type 2A complex; cytosol; nucleus. Gene Ontology annotation, biological process: signal transduction; protein dephosphorylation. Bases 764 to 2338 code for a protein of 524 amino acids.
UUAUUUUAUGACUUUAAAACUUUCUGGCCAUUAAAUUUAAAGAAGCUUUUAUUUUUCAUAUAAUUUUUAAGUUAUUUUAAGUUUAAUGAAUUUUCCCAUAAAUUAGAUCUCAAGAAGAACCAGUGUGUGAGGGUCAUAAGUGUAUUACCCGGUGGUAGGAGAGGCUGACAAGAGUCUAACCCUAGUAAUUGGGACUGUGUCAUAUUUGAAUAGUCAUUUGCUUAACAACAACAAAAAAAACACCACAUUGCCAAAAUGCUAAAUAAGAUACAGACACCAAAGUCAUUACAACCAGAAAAUCAAAGGCAGCCAGGUAAGUCUAAAAUACCAUCGACUCUGGUGCCAGCGAGGGGACUGCUGAAAUUUCAGGUUCCGGCGGCGUGCCCACACUCGCCGCGGGGGAGCAGGGGCAGCGCUCAGAAUCAUCUGUUCGCAGUCUGGCCGGGACUGGGGCCUCAGCCCUGCCCCCGGGAGAUGAGCUGGUGCCUGAAAGUUACUGAGAAACGAUCGCCGCAGAAAGCCGAAAUGCCCAGGCUUCCCGUGCACGCUGACAGCCAAACAGAAGGCUCUUUCCAUUUGCAGUUUUUUUUAGUGUCAUUUUAAGUUGCAGCUUCCGGCCAAUCAGCGGGCUCCCUGCCUGCUGACAUCACGCGGCAGCCAGUUCCCUCCAGCUGCAGAGCUUCAGUUUGUCUUUUUUUUUUAAACUAAAAUGGAGGCUGCUUUCUUGCCUUAAGGAGCCCAUUGCCUUCCCCGCCGAGUCUAGAUGUUGACAUGUAAUAAAGCGGGGGGCAGGAUGGUGGUGGAUGCGGCCAACUCCAAUGGGCCUUUCCAGCCUGUGGCCCUUCUCCAUAUUCGAGAUGUUCCCCCUGCUGAUCAAGAGAAGCUUUUUAUCCAGAAGCUACGCCAGUGUUGUGUCCUCUUUGACUUUGUCUCCGACCCCCUGAGCGACCUGAAGUGGAAGGAGGUGAAGCGGGCCGCUCUGAGCGAGAUGGUGGAGUACAUCACCCACAAUCGCAACGUGAUCACGGAGCCCAUCUACCCGGAGGUGGUCCACAUGUUUGCAGUCAACAUGUUUCGAACGUUACCACCUUCCUCCAACCCCACGGGAGCAGAAUUUGACCCAGAGGAAGACGAGCCAACGUUAGAAGCAGCCUGGCCUCACCUACAGCUUGUUUAUGAAUUUUUCUUAAGAUUUUUAGAGUCUCCAGAUUUCCAACCUAAUAUAGCGAAGAAAUAUAUUGACCAGAAGUUUGUAUUGCAGCUUUUAGAGCUCUUUGACAGCGAAGAUCCUCGAGAGAGAGAUUUUCUUAAAACUACCCUUCACAGAAUCUACGGAAAAUUCUUAGGCUUAAGAGCUUACAUCAGAAAACAGAUAAAUAAUAUAUUUUAUAGGUUUAUUUAUGAAACAGAGCAUCACAACGGGAUAGCAGAGUUACUGGAAAUACUGGGAAGCAUAAUCAAUGGCUUUGCCUUACCCCUCAAAGAAGAGCACAAGAUUUUCCUACUGAAGGUGUUGCUGCCUUUGCACAAAGUGAAGUCUCUGAGCGUCUACCACCCCCAGCUGGCGUACUGUGUCGUGCAGUUUCUGGAGAAGGACAGCACCCUCACGGAACCAGUGGUGAUGGCACUUCUCAAGUACUGGCCCAAGACCCACAGCCCAAAAGAAGUGAUGUUCUUGAACGAGUUAGAAGAGAUCUUGGACGUGAUCGAGCCCUCGGAAUUUGUCAAGAUCAUGGAGCCGCUCUUCCGGCAGCUGGCCAAGUGCGUCUCCAGCCCGCACUUCCAGGUGGCGGAGCGAGCGCUGUACUACUGGAACAACGAGUACAUCAUGAGCCUCAUCAGCGACAACGCCGCCAAGAUCCUGCCCAUCAUGUUCCCGUCCCUGUACCGCAACUCGAAGACCCACUGGAACAAGACAAUCCACGGCUUGAUAUACAACGCCCUGAAACUCUUCAUGGAGAUGAACCAAAAACUGUUUGACGACUGCACUCAGCAGUUCAAAGCAGAGAAACUGAAGGAGAAGCUAAAAAUGAAAGAACGAGAAGAAGCGUGGGUUAAAAUAGAAAACCUAGCCAAAGCAAACCCGCAGUACACAGUGUAUAGUCACACGAGCACCGUGAGCAUCCCGGUGGCAAUGGAGACAGAUGGGCCCUUGUUUGAAGAUGUGCAGAUGCUGAGAAAGACAGUGAACGAAGAGGCUCGCCAGGCACAGAAGGACCUGAAGAAGGACCGGGCCCUGGUGCGCCGCAAGUCCGAGCUGCCUCAGGACCUCCACACCAAGAACGCCUUGGAGGCUCACUGCAGAGCCGACGAGCUGCUGUCCCAGGACGGCCGCUAGCCGCCCGCCCUGGCCGCUGGCGCGUCCCGGGUCCUGUAGAAAACACACACUUUCGUGCCAUACAGAUCAGUCACACUCAGAGUCAGAGCUUUCUCGCCCCGUCCUCUAGGCAGUAGCGCGCCCCGCCCCCGCCCCAGAGCAGGAGUUCGAACGACGGUGCCGCGGACGCAGGCAGCGCCACCGCAGCCGCCGCGGCGGUGUCCCCGAUUCGGAGCUAAGGCGAGCACCCUGGUCAUCACCCUCACCUUCUCCCCGAACGGAACUCGCGAUCGUUGAAAAUAGGUGGUUCUUUGAGAAUAUCAAUGUUUUUCAAAUCAAAGGAACACUUUUAAAAAGUAUUUCGUAUUUUUAAGAUUCUACAACCUUUGAAAUUGUUUCCAUGUGAUUGUUUACACCAGCAGUUUCUUCUUUCUUUUUCUCCCACUGUCAUGGAACUGCUUCUUUGCUGUCAUUGCUCUAACGUGGACGAUGGCACAUAACUGUCCCCGGAGCAGGUUUUUCCUGAGUCUCCUUUACUUUGAGUAGCGACAGGGGCACCGUGUCCGACUCCUUUCGUGUCUUUCUAAAGCCAUAGCUGCCCGUCUGCCCACACCAGGACUCCAGCAGGGAGCUCGCGGGAGGGGUUUGUUCGACACGGAGCUUUCUGUCUCCCUUGGCUAGAAUUGGAAUUUUUAAAACAAUGUGUUCAUCCUGGGGUUUGCCGAUGUUUUUUUUUUUUCACUUCUUACACAGUGUGUCCUUUAACAAGGCUCUCGAGUUAGUAUUAACAUUAGAGUCUUAAGAGCCCUCGCGCUUUGUAGAAAGCCGGGAUGAGCGCAUUUCGAGAAGCCAGUGCUCGGCCGAGCGCGAACCGCAGCCGCCUCCGGGCCAAGGUAACAAAAGUCACGCCCUGCGCGCCGGGCGCUGGCGCGCGCUCGGGGCUCCGCGGGCGGGCCGGACGGCGAGGGUGGCCGCAGCUGAGUCCUGCUGAGCCGAGCACACGCCCCACACACGCUCGAAAGGAAAACCUAGUGUCUGGCUCUCCUCCAACGCUGCUACCUGUCUCACGCCUUCCUUGCAUGUACUGAGCUUUCGUUUCGAUGGAAUAGCACGAGGAAAUAUCCUUUAAACUUAGUACUUUGUCUGUUCUUUAUUUCUCUCAGGGUGGCCAGUAUUUUGACUUAUUUUAUCCUGCUUGAAAGCUGUUUGAGACGUGCACUGCUAUUCUACACAAACGACCCUAGUUUCUUUUGUCUGCGGCAUAAGAUUGUAUAGGCUGAUGAUGUUAACUGUCUGGAUGCACAAAAGAUAAAAUGUGGCUUCUUUUACGAUCCGUCUUCUAGUCGAGGUCUUGGCAUCUACUCACGUUGUGCAAGCAGACGUCGUCCCCGCCACCGAAGCCCACGGGCGGGCGGCGCGCGUGUCCUGGGCCUGGGGGCAGGGCCCCGGGGGUGGGGGGAGGGGCCCCUUGCGUGGGGCGCACGCGCCGCCUCGGAGAGAGCCCGGCGCAGGCGCGGAGCCCGCUCGGCGAGCAGACGCACUUCCUGAGACACUUGAGCAGCCUCCGUCCGUUUCACCACGAUGAAAUUCGCCGUUUUUCACAAGUCUGGAUGCCUUCUCCUCUCGAGGGAAAAAGGGUGCUUUCUACUGUAUGCAGCAGUGUCCUGCGUGCUCCGACGCACCGUCGUUUGAACCUCGUCCUCGGCCGGCGCGCGCGGACAGCCUGGGCCGCGGUGUUCGGGUGUCUGCCCGCGGGGGGGCCCCCCGGGAAGGCGCUUGGGACCCCCCCCCGGGGGGAGGGGCAGCAAAACGCCGCUGUCCGGGGGCCGGCGGGAUGCCCAAGGCAUGAGAACGUCCUCCGUCUAGAUUUCACUUCUGCUCUUUAUCGAAGACAAACAUUCACCAAAAAGGGGGAGAAAAGGUUUUGAGAGAAACUAAUUUUCUUUGACGAGAGUAUUAUUUAAUAUUUUGGCCUAUUCGAGUUUUCCUAGUUAGUAUUCAGGUUUCCUGUGCUAAUUGUUCAACUUAUAUAUAUAUUAUUAUAUAGAUACACUGUUUAUUCUGUACCAGACUGAUUCCAAAAGUACCACGUCGACAAUAAACCGGUGACUGUUUUUCUUCAUAAAGCUCGGGUUUGGCAUCUCACUCUUUCCGAAACGUGUCUGUACGUCAGGAACGUCGCUGUUCCGAGUGUCCGUUUAGUGUGGCUUUAGUAUGGCUUCCUUUUAAUAUUGUACAUACAUUGUAUCUUUGUUUUAUGGUAAUAAGUAAUAAAAUGUAGACUUCAUAUUUUGUACAAAAUGUCCUAUGUACAGAAUAAAAAAAUUCAUAGAAACAGCAAAAAUAGGUAAGUGGCACAAUUAUUUUUCUUUAGAAAAUAUCUGUAACUUUAUGCUUUAGUGAAAUGUUAAGUACCUACAUAUUUUUUAACAUUUUGUAACUCAAAACUUUUGGUUUUGACAUUGUUUAUGAAGAGAGACUUCAUACACUUGCCAUUUAAUAUGCUCUUUUAUCUAAUUUUAAAAGACUCUAAAAACGGUGUACUAUAUGGACUGAAUAAAGAACAUGUGAGUUUUACUGCUCA